CACCCAUUCAAUAAAAUCACAAAACAAAACAAAGAAAAUGUUGAGAGCAAAGAAGAAGCUAUGGAGUCCUUUCUCCAAACGCCUCCUCCCGACCAGAACCAUCUCUUCAACGACAUGUGGCUUCUUACAGAACCAACAACAGCAUCUCUCCAAUUCACAACGUCACUCUUCCUUUCCUUUCUUUUCCUACAACAACAACAAAAUCCAGACUUCAUCUUCAAGUGGGUUUUCCUCCCGCUUUCUCUUUUUUUCUGGGAAAAGUUUCUGCUCCGCCCAAUCUUCCGAGAAAACCAACCUCAGAUGCUGGAACUGUAAUGCCGAGCCUCAAAACGCACCGUUUUUGGUCUGCGAGUCUUGUACAACUAUCCAGCCUGUUGAUCACUCUGUUGAUUACUUCCAAAUAUUUGGCCUGGAAAACAAGUAUGAAAUGGAGGAGGAUCAUAAUUUGGAGGUGAAGUAUAAAAAUUGGCAGAAAAAAUUGCAUCCUGAUUUAGUCCAUUCAAAACCUGAGAAAGAGAGAGAGUUUGCUGCAGAACAAUCAGCUAGGGUGAUUGAUGCUUACCGGACGCUGAACAAUGCCUUGUCAAGGGCAAUAUACAUUCUGAAACUUGAAGGUGUAAAUGUUAAUGAAGAAGAAACAGUCUCAGAACCGGAGCUGCUAGCUGAGAUUAUGGAAAUCAGGGAAGCAGUUGAAGAGGCACCUGACUAUCAGGCUUUAAAGGAGAUCCAGUCUUUGGUGCAAGAGAAAUUACAAAACUGGUCUGAUUACUUUGCAAGUGCAUUGCGAGGCCAUAAAUUUGAAGAAGCUAAAAAUUGCAUCCGGAGAAUGACUUACUAUGACCGUGUAAAUGAAGAAAUUGUGAAGAGGCUUUAGAAAAAGUUCAGCAUGUCAUUUUAGAGUCAACAACGCUUGUUUCCAAUUCAUUGGAUUACCAUCUUCAAUGAAAUUUGUAGGUAUGUAUCCUUCAUUUGUUGGGAAAAAAAUUGUAAUUGUAGUGUAUUUCUUCUGGAUCAAUUCGUCUGAGAUUCUCCCUCUCCCCCUUCCUCCUCCCUCUCCCUCUCCCUUUUUCUUUUUGAUAAGCUGAUGGAAAAAGAAUGCAUGUGUAAUUCCAUUUUAAUAAGUGAUCUCGCGAUUGAAUUUUUCUGUUCCUAUUUCCACAAAUUAUGUUGCCAACUUUGGAUUUGUAAUAGCAUUAUUUGCUGCAAGAUGUAGAAUGAUCAUAUAUACAUUUUUUUAUUCAAUGUUAUUUUGUAGUUUGUUUA
Molecule: messenger RNA, 1263 nt
Organism: Populus euphratica (Euphrates poplar)
Lineage: Eukaryota; Viridiplantae; Streptophyta; Magnoliopsida; Malpighiales; Salicaceae
Product: DNAJ heat shock N-terminal domain-containing protein
Exons: 7
Coding region: 38-874 (278 amino acids)
Biological process (GO): [2Fe-2S] cluster assembly; protein complex oligomerization
Molecular function (GO): ATPase activator activity; protein-folding chaperone binding
Source: RefSeq, a predicted model, not a curated record